This is a messenger RNA of Cervus elaphus (red deer), 1133 nucleotides long. RefSeq names its product programmed cell death 6 (gene PDCD6). The transcript has 6 exons. The record is from RefSeq and is a predicted model, not a curated record. Lineage: Eukaryota; Metazoa; Chordata; Mammalia; Artiodactyla; Cervidae. The coding region runs from base 92 to 661 and encodes 189 amino acids. Gene Ontology annotation, molecular function: calcium ion binding.
CGCCCCCGCCGAGGCGGAAGUGGAGCCACCUGCCACCGCCCGCUUCCCAGCCGCGCCUUAGCAGUACCUCAGCCCCGCCGCUCCUCGGCCCAUGGCCGCCUACCCGUACCGCCCGGGCCCCGGCGCCGGCCCUGCCGCGGGCGCCGCGCUGCCGGACCAGAGCUUCCUGUGGAACGUCUUCCAGAGGGUUGAUAAGGACAGGAGCGGUGUGAUAUCCGACAACGAGCUUCAGCAAGCACUGUCCAAUGGCACCUGGACUCCGUUUAAUCCAGUGACUGUCAGAUCGAUCAUAUCCAUGUUUGACAGAGAGAACAAGGCCGGCGUGAACUUCAGUGAGUUCACUGGUGUCUGGAAGUACAUCACGGACUGGCAGAACGUCUUCCGCACGUACGACAGGGACAACUCGGGCAUGAUCGACAAGAACGAGCUCAAGCAAGCCCUCUCAGGUUUCGGGUACCGGCUCUCUGACCAGUUUCACGACAUCCUCAUUCGGAAGUUCGACCGACAAGGCCGGGGGCAGAUCGCCUUCGACGACUUCAUCCAGGGCUGCAUCGUGCUGCAGAGGUUGACAGAUAUAUUCAGACGCUACGAUACAGACCAGGACGGCUGGAUCCAAGUGUCAUAUGAACAGUAUCUGUCCAUGGUCUUCAGCAUCGUAUGACCCUGCCUUUCUGCAAAUACCAGCAUGACUUAUGGAAAAAAAAAGACUGAAAAUGCCAAAUCUCUUACCUUUAAUGAAACAGACAUCAAUGCAGUUAGAUACUGUUCUUUCUUUAAAUUUUGUAUAACUACUGUUUGGGGACCCAACUGUAUAUAUGUGGAUAAGCUGGUUAACGUUUCCCACUUGUAACAAUAGUUAUAUCUUUCCUUAGAUACAGACAUUUGAUAUGAGGCUGUUUAAUUGUGCCAUGAGAUAACAUAAUAAUGUUUCAGGUAUUCUGCUUGCAAAAAACUUAUCAUGUGCUUUUUUAGAUAGCUCUAGUUCUAGAGUGGAAAUACUUUAUUAGCCAUUAGGAACUUUAAAUAAUAUGGAACUUGCACAGAAGGCCACUCACGUGCCUUACUUUUUAAAGGGGGUUUACUGUAUUCACUUGAAUGUGCAGCGUAAGCAAUAAAGCACACGUAUCCUUGUG